AUGAAAAUGAGGAGGCAGCUGAGCCGCCUGUUACGAUUAAUCAAGCACUCGAUCGUCUCAAGUGCCUGCUCAGCUUCAAGGAGCAUGAACCAGAUGCACACUCCAUGGAGCUCACGAUACUCAUGCGCAUGCAAACACGCCUCCAGCAACAGGCAGCGCUUAAAAGAAGGCAAGAGUCACAAGAUAGCUGGUUCACAUAAUCCAUAA
Molecule: messenger RNA, 207 nt
Organism: Blumeria graminis f. sp. triticale
Lineage: Eukaryota; Fungi; Ascomycota; Leotiomycetes; Helotiales; Erysiphaceae
Source: the annotation of a GenBank genome assembly